CAGCUCACACGCUUAACUGUCUCAAGAAUACAUUUCUAUAUUUCAAAAAUAAAAAACACAUUUCCAUGUCUUCUACCGAGGACAAAAAUAAGGAUCUGCUAGAUCUUUAUGAUGGCACUGAUGACUUGCUCGACUACGGCGAUUCAUAUGAUCUUGACACCGAGAUUCCAGAUUCUGAAUUUCAGGCAGUCGAAAAUUAUGAUGAAUACAACUUCAGUAUUGAUGAUGAUCUCUCACCCGAUUCUGUCAAGACUACUAUCGCCGCUACUACGGCGUCAACUUCAGAUGUAGCGAAUAUUGCCAACCAAAUGGCCGUACCUGACGGCAGCAACAAUAUCAACCCAUAUGAUACUGCAGAAGGGGAAAAAACCAGGGAUGGUGCUACUGAGACUGAAGUCGAGAUAGAAGGUGCUGUAGAUGCGUCAUCAUCAUCCUCUGCUACAAGUAACAGUAUCGCUAAUACUGAUACUAAUGAUGCACAAGUUAGUAUCCAAAACGGCAAUAUUAACAACAAGGGUAACAGGAGAACCGAUGGAUCCCCGGGAAGUCUUCAGGGCCAAAGCAAUCAAUCCAAGGCUGAUUCAACCAUAAGCAGAGAUAGUGCCAAACAAUUCAGUAGCAGUCCCUACUGCAAUACAUCGCACUCGAGCGCAUCGACGCGGGGAGGAUUUGGACGAGGAGGACAUGUAAAUAUGCGUGGCCGUGGAAACUUUAUGGGGGUUGGACGCGGCAACUACCAAGGCGGCGGUGGUAUGGGACAUCAGUCUAUGAUGGGCAUGAACAUGCCCAUGAAUGGUAUAGCCCUCAACCAAGCUAUGGCUCAAGGCAUGAACCUGAAUAUGGGAAUGAAUAUGGGGAUGAAUAUGGGGAUGAACAUGAAUAUGCAUAUGAUGGGAUUGGGCAUGAAUGGUCCUCGUUUCUCUGGUGGUUUUGGCAACCAAGGGAUGAUGCAUCCUUUUGGUACCGGGCAGAAUAUGGGUAGUAUGAAUGCACGACCUGGCAUGACUGUUCCUGGCAGGACGAUCCACAUUAAUCCGAACUUUCAGAACCGUGUGGGGAUUCCUGGAGUCCCAGGCAUGGGUAUGGGUUUAAGUGGCGUCGGAAAUGGAGGCAUUGUAGCAAGAGAUCGCUCCCAACAGCCGCAAAUACAUAAGCAAUCUCAGAAUCUGCGAUCCCAUUAUGACGAGUCUAGUAAAGGGCAGUUGCGAUCAUGGGAAAACAAAUCCCUCACUACAUCUGAUUCAACGGUCCGUUCAGGAUCGCGCGAUAGACGUGAUAAUGAUCGACAUGAUGGCAAUCAAGGACGUUCCGACGAACAUCGAGGAAGUUGCGAUCAACCGAGUAGCUCAACUUCGGGAGGGGGAUUAGGACGUCGAGAUUACGAAAGCCGAGGCAUCAGCGACUCACAUAGUCCUUCAGAACAAGAAAGAGGAAAGGAAGGUGGAUCUUUUGGCAAUCGCUCCAAUCAUCUGGAGCCACGUAAGGAUUUGUUUGCCCAAUCACAACUAAAUACACGAACAAGAAGUCGAUCGCCCCAGUCUGUUCAAUCUGGAGGAGGUCAUAGUUCUAUCAACAGUAGAUUGGGCUUGAAGCGCUCAGGUGAAAAUUUGAACGAUGCGUACAAGGCUCAUAAAUCUAGCGGAGGGAGCACGCCUCGCAGCGAGCAGAGUCGGUCAGGAGCCUUUACUGAAAAGGAAGCAGGAUCUGUAUCGUUCUUGCGAGAUAAGAAAGGACCGUCGGAUUCAUCACGGGAAUCAGAUAUAGAAGCAAAUGGUGCACAGGGAGACAGUGUUCCCAGAGGAUUUGUCAAGAUGGAGAAUGUGCCUGAGUCAUUUUCAGAUGACUCGAUUCGGAGGCUAGCCAGCGACGUUCCCGGGGUCCGCCGCGUUUUGAGCAUUGCUAAGAAAACCGACCGUACUGUGACCCUCGGGUUUGGCUCGAUGGAUGAAGCAAAAUUUUUCCGUAGACAGAUUAAUAGGUUUGAUAUGUUAAUUGAGAUGAUUGCUGCUUUAAUGUACAAAUAUAGUCAAUAUCCAGGAAACGCUCCCAUUCAAAACACUUACUUUUUUCUAUAUCGUUCGCUUUAUCUCUAUCACUUUCUAGGACAACAAUUGAAGGCUCCUUGGUCACAGUGACCUUGGCUAGUGCGUAAAUAACAUGACAUUCGAAUCCGACCCGAAGAGCAAUUUUUUUUUCUUUCUCUUUAUUCUCAUUCGGAUAUCUAUUUUGUAUAUCUUUGCUAUUCUCGUUUAAUCCUGCGCAUGUUUGAAUUGUAUUAUAUUCAUUUCUUUAUAAUUUUUUCCCCCUUUCGGUGCAUGCAUUUUGUCAUUUGAUGAGACUAUCAACAUCAGUGGAUUGAACUCAAGGGGAGGGAUCUAUAAAGUUAAUAAUGAAGAACCAUGUAUUCUACUAAUGGGCCAUUCCAGAGCAGGUGUAGGGAUCUAAAGAAUGAAUAUACUGAGUAUUGUGCUCAACCUGUACCUUAAUGUAAAAUAGAAAAAUAAAGAUGG
This is a messenger RNA of Lobosporangium transversale, 2510 nucleotides long. RefSeq lists its product as hypothetical. The transcript has 4 exons. The record is from RefSeq and is a predicted model, not a curated record. NCBI's taxonomy places the organism in Eukaryota, Fungi, Mortierellomycota, Mortierellomycetes, Mortierellales, Mortierellaceae. Bases 66 to 2135 code for a protein of 689 amino acids.